UGCAAGCAGCUGGCAGCAGCAGGAAUUCUUUUUCUUCUUGCAGUUCACGUUCUGAAAACAAUCCGAAGGAACGAAGACUGGAAGUCGGAGUUUUCACUGUAUAGUUCUGCUCUGUCUGUAAAUCAGAGAAAUGCAAAACUGUACAACAACAUGGGACAUGUGUUGGAGGCUUUAGAGAGGCACGAAGAAGCCCUUAAACACUACGAAGAAGCUAUCAGAAUUCAAGGAGAUGAUGUUCGUGGUUAUCUUAAUAUGGGUCGUGUUCUUACGCAUCUUCGGAGGUAUGAAGAAGCAGAAGGAAUUUACUUGCAAGCCAAGGCUUUGUUUCCUGGGCCUGCCGAGACAAAAGAACGUGAAGUGAGGGUCACUCCAAAUCAUUUGCAGUUGUUCCUCAACUUGGCUUUCCUUAUCUCUCGCAACGACAGCAGAUUGGAAGAAGCGGAUGCGCUUUAUCGCGAAGCUAUCACUUUAAGGUCAGACUUCACUAACGCCUAUUUGAACCGAGGAGAUGUAUUGCUGAAGAUGAACAGGACGAAGGAAGCCGAGGCAAUGUAUCAGAGAGCGUUGGAGUUUGAUGAUUCUAAUCCAGAUCUCUACUUCAACCUAGGUGUCGUGUUGAUGGAUCAAGGAAGAAAUGUGGAAGCACUCGAACUCUUCAACAAGGCUUUGGAUAUUGAACCAGAUCAUGAGAAGUCUCUGGAAUUCUCUGCCGUUCUAAUUCACGAAUCUGGUAUGUCUAGGCACAGGAACUUGGCAAGAGACAGAUUAGAAAGAAUCAUCGACAGGGGAAAAGAAACAGAAAGAGUGUAUAUAAGCUUGGGUCUGAUGGCGCUGGAGAGCAAGGAUUUCCAAAGUGCUGAAAGAUGUUUUCGAAAAGCUCUUUUAAAGAAACCAGCCUCCCGGGAGGCGCUGUUCAACUUGGCCUUGCUACUGUCGGAGCAGCAUAGACAGACAGAAGCGUUGUCCUUCCUCGACCAACUGUUACGACAUCAUCCAGGUCACAUCAAUGGGCUCAUCCUAUUCGCUGAUAUCAAUGUCAAUCACCUGAAGAACCUGGACGUCGCAGAGGAGUGCUACAGCAGGGUCUUGAAGAUAGACUCUACGAAUCAGAAGGCCCUCCAUAACCUGUGCGUCCUCCAUUUUGAACGUCAAGAUUUUGCAAUGGCAGAGCGGUGUCUAGCUCAUACUUUGGCCUUGCAUCCUAGUGUUCCCUACAUACGACAACACUUGCAAGUCGUCAGAAACAUUCUGAAGCAAGGUCCUGAUAGAGGUUUUGGACAUUUGGCUGCCUCUCAUCCAGUCAGCUGACCGGUGCAUAACAGAUGGAUACCUCGAGAGCUUUCUAUGAGUGAAAUAACCUCCUGCCUUUCACGGAACAUUUCCUCGAGAGACAGGUGAAAUAUUCCGCUCCGUCCGCUUCCAGGCGAAUUUUAGGCAAAUAAUGUCUUUAUCUAAGCAAACAUCAACUCUUUACUUGUGACAAAGAGGUUCCGUUACCUCUUCCAUCAAAUCUGUUUACUAAUUCACGUUGAAAGCUCCAACAGUUUUUGAAAAAUGAACAUGCAUUGAACAAUUUUAAAGGAAUGUACCAGUAUUUUCUUGUACAAAGCUAGCUGGAAUGGUGGACCUUUCGAGGAUAAAAACCUGUAUCUAGCAAGGAUUAUUAACUAUGUACGAAGAUUAACAUAAUAUUUCUUUCACUGAAUUAUUUUACUCAUAAGUGUUAAGUCUUCGGAGCUGAAGAAUCAUUCAAUUGAUAUAUUUAAUAUCCCAGCCUUCUUGCAAGUCUUAGUUGCCACGCAUUCUCUACAAAGCAUCAUAUGAUUUUCACUAUCCCAUGACAUGGUGUAUGUUUCUAAAAUAAAUUGAAUUUAUUCUAUUAUUAAUUAAUAUAUGACGCUUUUAAAUUUGCUGAAGCAAAAUUUUUCUAAAAGAUGAUCAUCUAGCGCAUUCUUCUGUAAUAAAGCAGCUAUCAGAGGGGUUUUAAUUAUGCUUUUUCUUCAUUGUCAAAGAUGUUUGAACGGUUUUCAGACUUUCUGAUGUUUUACCAUAUCAAAACCUAGCGGAAAACAGAAAUAUAUUCAUUCAUAACAUGACGUAAUCUACGAAGAAACUACGCAUUUCUUAACUAAAAUCUAUUGAUGAAAUCCAAAUAAUAGUUUAUCCUUUUUCUGACAAUAAUUGUUCUACAGCAUGAUGAAUAACCUCCGUGAUGCCUCUGUGUCAACAGUCAUUCUAUAGUUAAUAGCACUAUUGUGUAAAUAUUAAAAAUAUCACUCUCGUAAGGAUUCUACAUUCUGAAGGUGCAUUUAGCAACUGGAACAUCUUUAUCAUUCACGUGCAUGUGUGUUGUAGUGGUCCAAGCAAUUUAUUUACUAAUUCUCACAUUAUUAAUCAACAACACAAAUAAACACUGUAAUUACAUUCUACAAGUCUUUGAACUGCACAAUGUACAGUGAUGGCUGCUCGGUAUUUAUGAACUCUUGACAUUUCCUUCAAAUUCUACGGAAUCGGUCAUCAAGAAACUGUACGAACUGUUAUAAUAUGUGCCGAAAACUUUCAACCACUGGCUUUUUUUAAUGUUGAAAGAUCGAACAUUCUUCCUAUUCUCUUCAACAUUAAAGAGUCCCAUAUCUAUGAAGAUUUAUGCUAAGAUUUCUUUUUAUUAUCUUGAUAAAUAUAGUUGAUCGUUUUAAUGCCUAUUCCUUGGUGUUCGCAAGCUACUGGAACCAUGAACGGCAUGUAAGAAUAUAGCUUUUUGUCCCUUUCCCUUUACGACUGGCCUAUCUAGCGAUGUUCCAUCCACUCAGUGAGUUCUUCUGGUCCUAUUUGGGUGUGAAAAUGCUUGUCCUCUGAAGUGUACGCUUCCAAUUUGAAUCAUAAGUACUUCAUCUCAUGCUGCACAGCCUUAUAUGAUAAUUCCAUUAUCUUGCCGAAUGAUUAUGAGUGAAAUAUUUUAGAAAGACGAUUGUGUAUUCUCCAAGUUUGGUAUGUUCUAAAAAAGCUUUGUGCUACGUGUCACUACAGUAAUCUUCCAAACUCUGAUUUAUACUAUACAAAAAAUGUACAUCACACUUAGGUGCAGACAAAUUUAAAAUAGAAACCUUUGAAUUCGCGUGAUUUGACCAAUAGUCGUAAAGAUUAGGUAAUUUUUGAUUGUUAGACUGAAAUGGCAAGUCGAUAGUCGCGUUAAUUAAAUGCUAGUAUUUCGAGAUUUUGAGCAGUUUCUAGAAUAUCAACACCUAAGCUUCUAUCUUUGCUAACUAAGACUUUUCAGGAAAGAUGGAGCUUCCAACAAAUGCGUUGGAUUCAACCCCUUAGCUACGAACGUCAAGGGAAAGAAGUUCCACCAUUUGUCCAUGAUCUUGAUGCACUAAACGUCAUUGUAGCGCCCGAGCGUGUUUUACAAUUAAGCCUAAAUGCUAAAAUAAUUCUUAUAACACCUUAUUUUUGUAUAAAUAUUUGAAUUCUUGUAUAUGUUAUUUAUAUUCCUUAUUACAUAAAAAUAAAAUCCUAAUAUUUAAAAUAAAAGUACGGAAUACGUAAAAGUGGAUUCCGCGGAAAUUCUUUAGAAUUAAUUGCAGCGAAACAUCAACCCUUAAAUAGAAUUACCACAGACACCUUAUCUUAAAUUUUUGAAACCUUAAUCUGAUUAUGAGUCAAUUUAAACAUAUGUGCGUGCCCAAAACCCAUAUCGAUAUUGAACUAUUAUCUAUUAUUGAAAAUAAAAAUAACUUAACAGCCAGUGGCAGGUAACACAAAAGUAUCUGAAAAUAGCGAAUAAAACAAUUUUCAUUUAUUGGCUAUUAUCAGGCAAUGUACCUAUAAUGCUAUGUGCCUAUAAGAACUUAAUAUUACGAAUUUUUUAAUUUUCUUUACAAACCUAUGUUAUACCAUCUGUCGAAUAUAUUUAUCACACGGUAAUUGCCACAGUCAUUUAAAUUCUUUGUAAAAAUUGCAUUUUUUUUAAUUAUCAUAAACGUUAAAGGACAUAACAUACUUACACACAUAUACAUGAGAGCUCUCGAUCUCUUUGAAGAGCGCGAUCAGUUAACACUUUCAUGCCUAAUAAGACAUUUAAUGCACGAUAUACGUCAAAUACAGAUGUAUACACUUAAAAAAAAUGGCCAAAGUUCAAAGUCAAUUCAGGUUAAUAGUCAUUUGAAAUGUCAACAACUUCGAGAGUUACCCAUCGUGUCCCAUAGUACCCCCGCAUAAAGGUGGGACGUUCCAAAAUUAUUUAAAGCAUUGAUGGCUUAUUUAAGAGAUUAAGAAAAACAACACUGUCAAAAAUAGAAAAACGUCAAAAUUUCAAACUAGUUUGUUUUGUCAAAAUAAUGCUAAUAGCAUAACGAUCGUGUUUUAUGCUAACAGAAUCACCGUAGUACUGUACAGGCAUUCUGUUAAAUGGCCAGAGAUGCUAACGUAAUGUACUGACAACUACAUGACACGGAUAUAUAGAAAAAAUGCCUUUUAUUCCUUAUAAAUUAAAAGUGAAUUCCUGAAUCCUAUACCUAAAGGUACUAAAUUUCUACAAAAAAUGGCAGUAAAGCUAUCAUUAUACCGGUUUCCUAAACUAAUUAGUAACAUUUUGAAAGCAUGAAUUUUGUAAAACUUUAACGAAUUUUUGAUUAACAAACUUGAAGAUUUCAAAGCGAGGAACAGCAACACUGUACGGGAAAAAAAAAAAAAAAAAAAAAAAAAA
Stegodyphus dumicola is the source of this 4705-nucleotide messenger RNA. Its product is annotated as protein O-mannosyl-transferase Tmtc3-like. The record is from RefSeq and is a predicted model, not a curated record. NCBI's taxonomy places the organism in Eukaryota, Metazoa, Arthropoda, Arachnida, Araneae, Eresidae. Gene Ontology annotation, cellular component: endoplasmic reticulum. Gene Ontology annotation, molecular function: protein binding; mannosyltransferase activity. Gene Ontology annotation, biological process: protein O-linked glycosylation via mannose.